UUCUUGAGACUCGAAACCUUUUUUCAAAUCUUAUUUAUUCUUCUUUUCUUGGUUCCUCCUUUUGCCUUUUCCUUGCAUGGUUUAGUAAAAAACACAGCAUCACCACCAUCAAACUCUACCAUUCCAACCCCAUAAAAACUUUUCUUGCAUGUUUUCUUUGCUAUACCCAUCACAGCCCCGUAACCUCUCUCUCUCUAUAUAUAUAUGUACAUCUAUUUUGGUUUAUUUCAUGCACUUCUUUUUCUUGUCUUUGUUUUUGGAAUCUGGGUUUUCUCUCUGCAACAACUACAAAUUCUUAGACUCUAUUCUGGAGUGGUAAGUCUUAAAGGUUCAAAUCUGAUUUGGUUUUUCUUCUCAGAGGUUUUUCAAUGGGACCCAUUAGAGGGCAGAAGAGGAAAAGGAAAAUAGUAGAGAAGAAGGUCGAUAGAAGUGGUGGUGCUGGUGGUGGUUCUUCUUCAACUUCAUCAGAGAAAGAUGAACAACCUAAGGAUUGGUGGGAUGAGUUUUCCAGAAGGAUUACUGGGCCUUUGUCUCGAUCGAAGAGUUCGAAAAAAUUUGAAUCUGUUUUCAAGAUCUCAAGAAAAACCUUCAACUACAUUUGCUCACUUGUGAAGGAGGAUAUGAUAAAAUCAUCACCAUUUUCAGCUGCGAAUGGUAAGUCUUUGGGUUUAAACGACCAAGUAGCAGUCGCUCUAAGAAGGUUAGGCUCAGGUGAGUCAUUAGUAAUUAUAGGUGAGACAUUUGGGAUAAACCAAUCUAGUGUUUCACAAAUAACCUGGCGUUUUAUUGAGUCUAUGGAAAAAAGAGGACUCCGUCACCUAAAGUGGCCCUCUACAGAAGCAGAAAUGACAGAGGUAAAAUCCAAGUUUGAGAAAAUGCGAGGCCUUCCCAAUUGUUGCGGUGCAAUUGAUACUACCCAUAUCGCGAUGUGUUUGCCUAUAGUGGAUAACUCAAAUGAUGUUUGGUAUGAUAGCGAAAACAAUCAUAGCAUGAUUUUACAAGCCAUUGUUGACCCAGAUAUGAGGUUUAGAGACAUAGUCACUGGAUGGCCAGGAAGUGUAAACGAAUCGUCAGCUCUCCGAAGUUCAGGCUUCUUCAAUCUUUGUGAAAAGGGGAAUAGACUAAGUGGGAAGAAAAUACAGCUUUGCAAAGGUUCAGAAUUGGGAGAAUACAUAAUCGGGGACGUGGGUUUUCCUCUAUUACCCUGGCUUGUCACACCUUAUCAAGGUAAACAUCUGUCAGAGUCUAAGUCGGAAUUCAACAAGCGGCAUUUUGCAACCAGAAUGGUAGCACAGAGAGCACUAGCAAGGUUAAAGGAAAUGUGGGGAAUUCUUCAAGGUACAAUGUGGAGACCUGAUACAAAUAGAUUGCCGAGAAUCAUUCUUGUCUGUUGCUUGCUUCAUAAUAUUGUGAUUGAUAUGGAAGAUGAAGUACAAGAUGAAAUGCCUUUAACUCACCACCAUGAUCCAGGUUAUAAGCAACAGAUAUGUGAUUCAGUCGACAAGAAAGCCUCCAUGUUGAGAGAUAAACUGUCUCUCUCUCUAUCCGGAAGUUUGCCACCUUAAAUACUGAAACAAAUUUGUUUCGACUCAUGCCCAUGUCUAUCAUUAUAGUCAACUUCUUUGUGUUUUCUUAUUCGGAUGAGGAGUUCAAACUCAAUGUAGGUUAAAACUUUAAUAUGUAUUCAUCGGAAAGUCAACAGUAUGUCUGUUUCUCAGCGGUAAUGUCCAUUGGGGAGUUUCAUUCCAUUGCAACAUUACAUAUACUGCAGAGAACAAUGCACAUUAUGACAUUGCAAUUUCAUUUA
This is a messenger RNA of Papaver somniferum (opium poppy), 1807 nucleotides long. RefSeq names its product protein ALP1-like. Bases 369 to 1565 code for a protein of 398 amino acids. The transcript is spliced from 2 exons. The record is from RefSeq and is a predicted model, not a curated record. Lineage: Eukaryota; Viridiplantae; Streptophyta; Magnoliopsida; Ranunculales; Papaveraceae.